Messenger RNA from Fusarium pseudograminearum CS3096, 1425 nucleotides. RefSeq lists its product as uncharacterized. The record is from RefSeq and is a predicted model, not a curated record. The coding region runs from base 1 to 1425 and encodes 474 amino acids. The transcript is spliced from 3 exons. Lineage: Eukaryota; Fungi; Ascomycota; Sordariomycetes; Hypocreales; Nectriaceae. Gene Ontology annotation, molecular function: S-adenosylmethionine-dependent methyltransferase activity.
AUGAGAGCACAUCUCAUCGCCCUCACAGGGCUCAUCUUCAGCCCCCUACCUACCACCGCAGACCAAAACAUAAAGGUUGAUGGCGUCGCAAAACCCGACUUUGCCUCUAUCCCCAACCUGGUUUGUCUCUCAAUCCUUCUCAUCCUCGGCUUGGCCCUGUUACGAAGGACCUACUCACCGGCACAAGAUCAACUAACCACUCGACUCUUGCAGUCUGGCUUCCUCAACCAAGCUGUUGUUCCUCUAGAAGAAGCCUCGGAAACACCCAGCACACCUCGCCAUGUUGAAGCAAACAAGAAAUUGACCAAGGCUAUGGCGAAGGGGUGGGGGAACUGGAAUGCCCAUCAUCCCAGACAUCGACUACUAGAUGCCCUGUACGGAUAUAGUAGAUACUAUGAACGUCAAAAGGCUGAACUUGGUCGAUUGGAGGGUCUCUAUAAACAUGUUUCAAAAGCUCAAAAGUCCCUACUAGAGCACUCAGUUCAAUACUCCAAGAAAUUCACUCGCAUUGACAAUCUUCUCAAAAAGAACCAAGAACUCUGCAACAGAAUCGUGCAACAGGCAAUGCACUUCUACGGCAUUGACCAUGAUGAACUCAACAAGCACAUCCAAAGCCUUGAAGUAUCAGGGAAACUCGCCGACAAAAUCUCAGUCUCUCAAGCCUUGAAGCAUUAUGUCCGUGACUGGACCGAGACAGGCGACGCCGAGAGAAAAGGCACGUUUUCGUGUCUGACUAAAACGCUAGAGAGCUUGUUCCCCGAGAGACAAGGGGGUAAGCCAGUGAAAGUGCUUAUUCCUGGUGCUGGACUUGGAAGGUUGGGACAUGAUAUUGCAAGACUUGGGGGCUUCGACGUAACUAUCAACGAAUGGUCCAUGUACAUGAAUGUAGCAUAUCGCUUCCUCGAAGCCAACCUCUCUCAAAACUCACACUCCCUCCACCCCUUCAUCGAUGGCUGGUCUCACCACGCCACUGAAUCCAACAUGGUUCGCCCUCUGUCAUUUCCUGAUGUUACCCUCAACUCCACCUCCGUGGUCCUGGUCGAAGGCGACUUUACAACGGUGUUUUCCACACCAGGCGAAUACGAUGUUGUAGUCACGUACUUCUUCAUCGACACAGCACGUAACCUCAUGAGCUAUCUCGACACGAUAAAAAAGGUUCUCAAACCAGGUGGUCACUGGAUCAACCUGGGGCCAUUGCUUUACGGUACAGGGCCAUUUGUGCAGUUGAGUUUGGAGGAGAUCUUGGUGGUCUGUGAAGCGUUGGGUUUUGAGUUUCUUGAAACAGAUGAAAGCUGCGGAGAGAAGACGUUUGAAGGAAGGACGGUCAGGGCGAUGGAGGCGGCUUAUGGGUUCGAUGACAUGGCUUUGACAAAGAGUGCCUAUAAUGCGCAGUUUUGGGUGGCGAGGAGGUCUAUGAAGCCUUAG